AUGGGACCCGAUGGGGAGCCGAUUGUCGACGAGGACGGCAAUGAGCUGGACGCCGGGGGUGCCGUGGGAGGGCGCAAGGCAAGGGGUAAGCGGCGGCCUCCGGCGAUCGACUUCGAUGCCCCGCCUGUCGCAGAGAGCGCCCUGGCACCACCGCCUAAACCCAAGUCUCGGGGGCGGCGAUCGCAAGAGCCGACCCUUCUCUCCGAGGACUACGUCAAGAGGGCGUUUAAGGCGGCAGAGGAUGGCUCGUCGAACUACGCCCUGCCGGAAAAUGCUAGGUUCAAGACCAAGGACCUGGGUGAGCUCUUCCUACGGACGGGAGCUUUCACUAAGCGUUGGGCCGCCGGGGAGGCGGGAGAGGCGUCGGAUGGGGCGAGGGUCGACCUUCAAGGGUUUCACGAUACCAACAACGGCGGUAGGAGUGACGACGACCUUCUCUUUGCCGACGCGGACGAUGGCUACGGGGGUGGCGACGACUUUGACGACGACGACGAUGAUGACGACGACGGGGGUUUCCAGUUCGGCGGAGGCGGUUUCGAAGCGGCCGGGGGCGACGACAACGGCGGUGGCGGCGGCGGACUCGGGACCGAGGUUGACGCGGACGGCGUUUUUGUCGAUAACUUUGAGGGCCAAGGGUUGCUGGCCGCCGGCCGUCGAGUGGAGAAGAUCAGCGUAAACUACGCGAAGAAGGCGAAGAGGGUGGACGUACGGCGCCUCAAGGGGGACCUGUGGCAAAAGAUCAACACGAAGCUCCAGUCGGACGCGGCGGUGGUGGACGUUUACCGGGAUGAGGGGGGUGGAGGGGCCGAGAACCGUUCGGAGGAGGAGGUAGAGAACAAGGAUGUCGAGUCGAAGUCACCGGCAGAUGGUGGCGACAAAGGGAAGGAGGAAGCGGAGGACGUGGUCAAGCCGGCUCCGGGGGUGGUAGACAUGACCUUCUCCAACAUCGUUUGCGACGUCGCCUCGAAGGAGGAACAGACGGGUGUUACCGUUCCGUUCUACUUCAUCUGCCUCCUUCACCUGGCCAACGAGAAGGGGCUGAAGCUGGAGGGGCGAGACGACCUUUUGGACUUUUCGGUGGCAAGCGACCCUGUCAAGGAAGGCUCGUGCUAAACGUUGCUGAGCACGUCGCCGAAACGGUUGAGGCAAGAGACACAUGUUUCCUCCUUAAUGUUGGAAAGCGUGCGCGCGCCGGAAGCCGGGGCCAAGGUGUGCUCCAGGGCGGGGUUUGUUCCAUGCUUCGGAAGAGGGGACUUUUGUCCGCCCCGCCCCUUGGCUAAUAGCACAGGUUGUAUGUACGCGGAGGGUUAGACAUUCAUUGUUGUAAAAUAUGAUGAGCUCUCGACGUUGCUUGGAGGGGGAGCAGAGCCUGCUUUUGUUUCGGUGUUUUUUUCUGUUGCAUACUCUUUGAUUAUGGCAUUUAAGUACUACCAGAAUCUGAGGGGUACGUAUUGGUAUACAACAGUAUUGGUAGAUGCCCUUUGGUCCAUCGGUCUAAGGAUAAUAGGCCAGGGAGCCUCUGGGUGAAACGAACGCUGGAUGUCGCAUCAUCUUCAAAUAGAGGUUGUGUGAGAAAGCAUGA
Messenger RNA from Ectocarpus sp. CCAP 1310/34, 1582 nucleotides. The record is from the annotation of a GenBank genome assembly. Lineage: Eukaryota; Phaeophyceae; Ectocarpales; Ectocarpaceae.